GGAGGGGACAAACCUGAGCCUAGCUGGCGGUGUGUUUUCAUAGGGAAUCACUCUUGUUGGUACUGAUUCCGUCCGCUAUUUGCCAAACCCUCGUUUCCCCUGAGGUGAAAGAGAAGCCGGUACUUGGAGGAAGGAUGUAUUGAUCUGUGUGUCUGCAGAGUGCUUCUCCAUCGGAUUCCUCCAUGCGUCAGCCCCGGGAAUGGAUCAGGAAUCCGCUGCGUCGUCUGGAGGCAAUUUGAUCUCCCUGACUGAACAUGAGCAGAGGUAUUACUCAGGUCUCCACGCUCUGUGCCAGGCUGACCCUCCGGGAAAGCUGUCGUCCAGCAAAGUGGCGGAGCUGUUCAAGGCGUCUCAGCUACCUCCAGAAUCCCUGCAUAAAGUCACCGAGGUGUGUGGAGCAAAGCACCUGGGUUACUUUGGUACAGCCCAGUUCUACAUUGGCCUGAAGCUGCUAGCAGCUGUCCAGUCUGGUCUGCCCAUCCACCUGGAAAGUGUAACCGGCACAGAUAUACCUCUGCCCAGAUUUGCUGGGCUUAAGAAUGAGCCAGAGAUGCGAUACACAGCAGUUCCUCCUGGCACGGACCCUCAAGGGGCUGCACCUGGUUCAGUCGCCUGGAACCCUGCAGAUAGGUGUACCUUCAGACACCUGGAGGCCAACACAGACAAGAAGGAGUCUUGGUCCCCGCCUCGAUCCCCAUGCAGCUCACCCUCUCGCUCUCCUCUGAGUUAUCGCAGCUACCCGUACUCAAAGCAGAGAAAUGGCGUGGACACACAGAUUUCUUAUGACAGCAAACGUUCCUCUCAGCCGAUCGUUCAGCUGGAGCAGCACUUCUCGCCCAGCCAUUAUGUAAGAAAACUCACUGUGGAGCAUCCAAGCAUGGCUCAGGCUUCUUCUGUAGAGAGGCUCAAUCAGCAGGUCACGGUGAACCAUUCUGACGAUGACCCCUGGAGGAUCACAGCAGAACAGCUGGAGUAUUACACAAAUCAAUUUAAAACCCUCCAACCUGACCUGGGGGCUCUCAUCUUAGGAGCCGUAGCAAAGAACUUCUUCACUAAAUCCAAGCUCCCAAUACCAGAGCUCUCCUACAUUUGGGAGCUGAGUGAUGUGGAUCGGGAUGGAGCGCUGACGUUCACUGAGUUCUGCAUUGCCUUUCACCUGAUUGUUGCUCGGAAGAAUGGUUACCCCUUGCCAGACAGGCUCCCUCCGACUCUGCAGCUGGGGUUCACACAGUAUGAAGAGGAGCAGAUACCUGAUACUGCUGAGAGUUCAGAGCCUUUGAUUGUCUUUGAGGAUACAGUACCAAGGCACUGUCAGGUGGAUCCAAGCAGUAUAGGGAGGCUUGAACCAAAAUUGGCCUCAAGGAAACAAGAUUUGCAAGAAGAAUCCCUUAAGCAAGACACAAGUGUGAAACGUUUGGCCUCAUCUCGAGUGAAACCCACUCUGCAGCUGGGAGCUUUUCCUGAGAAACCUGUGCCACAUCAGGAUCUAGACCCACAGAUGAGGGCAAAAACAAGACAAAGGUCAUACUCCAGCACUUCCAUUGAAGAUGCCAUAAAGAAGGCAGAGGAACCACCAACCCCUCCGCCUCGCCCUCAGAAAACCCACUCCAGGGCCUCCUCGCUGGACCUAAACAAGCUCUUCCAGCAGGGGGCUCCAGCAGUGAAAAGCGGAUGGCUGCUGCCUCCUCCAGCUCUCCCUCCCCGGCCAUCAACCUCACAGGUUCCUCAUUUUCUAGACGUUUCAGAGCUAGCCUCCCAGAGUAAAGUGAAGCAACCAAACUUUGCUGACUUCAGUCACUUCAAAGAAGAGGAGGAGAGCAGCAUAAAACUGGAAGAGCAGGGCUCGAGGUUUGGACUGAGUUCUGAAGACCUGACAAGUACUUCCAAACAGGACGUCUCUGGCACUCCUCACAGUCAAGCACCACAAAAGCCGAUUCGAAGGAAAUACCACCCAGAGAGCCAGAACCUGGAGACUGGAUCUCCUCCUCCUGCCAUGCCUUUUCCUCCGCCUGCCAAACCAAGCCAAAAGCUGCUGUCACAACAGAAGAGAGAAAUCCAAAUGGCAAUCCGUAAGAACCGGGAAACCAACAUGGUGUUGAGGCGUCUCAACAGCGAGCUCCAACAGCAGCUUAAGGUGGUUCACCAGGAGAGAGUCACCUUGGAAUCCCAGCUGGAGCUCCUUCGGCCUCUGGCCUCUACAUGACCGGGUCCUGAGGUCUGGUUAGGGUCAUUGAGCCGGCCUUGCACAAAAAUGCACCAGCUUGGAUUCUGUUAAAGAACAUUUGAAACUGAAGGUUGUUUUUCUUUUAAAUGUCAUGUGAAUCUCAAAGGGCUCAGACAUUUUAGAAGCAAAAAUGAAUUGUUGACUUGACAGGAAUCAUUGUUUAAUCAUAAACUCCUGUCCCAUCUCUGUAGAUUAGAUUUAAUGAUAACGUGCAGGAAUGAAUUGUGUAAUCAUAUAUUAGCACAUGUAAAAUAUCAUGAUUCUAAUUUAUUUUUUUCCUGUCUGAUAUCCUGUUAGUUUGUACAUGUAAUAGUUUACAGCAAAUGUAGUAGUUUGCACACAU
Messenger RNA from Girardinichthys multiradiatus, 2567 nucleotides. It is a transcript of the gene reps2, whose product is annotated as RALBP1 associated Eps domain containing 2. Gene Ontology annotation, molecular function: protein binding; calcium ion binding. NCBI's taxonomy places the organism in Eukaryota, Metazoa, Chordata, Actinopteri, Cyprinodontiformes, Goodeidae. Bases 200 to 2203 code for a protein of 667 amino acids. The record is from RefSeq and is a predicted model, not a curated record. Gene Ontology annotation, biological process: endocytosis; endosomal transport. The transcript is spliced from 19 exons. Gene Ontology annotation, cellular component: plasma membrane; cytoplasm.